Messenger RNA from Vicia faba (fava bean), 351 nucleotides. NCBI's taxonomy places the organism in Eukaryota, Viridiplantae, Streptophyta, Magnoliopsida, Fabales, Fabaceae. The record is from the annotation of a GenBank genome assembly.
AUGAUCGAGUGCAAGCUUGUAUGGCGGAACUCGGCGUUCCACUCACUAAAGAAACCGUGUUUCACCAGAGGUGGAUAUGACACCCUGGAAGAACUAUUGGAAGUGAUCACUUGGGCUCAAAUAGGAAUCCAUGAUAAACCAGUGGGUUUGUUGAACUUAGAUGGUUACUAUAACUCUUUGCUGUCAUUCAUGGACAAUGCUAUAGAUGAUGGUUUCAUAACACCCGCUGCUCGUCAUAUUAUUGUGUCUGCCCAACAUGCACAAGACCUCAUCUGCAAGCUUGAGCACUUGGAAACAUGGGAUAUCACUUUCAACACUUUACAGGAGAAGCAUGCUUUGAAUGUUCAUUGA